CGGAAGCGACCUCAUAAAGACAGACACUGGGGACUUUUAGCAUCCCUCUUUUAAACUUUAAUUAUCCUGUUCUCAGAAGAGUCCUUAGUCAUUUCACAUUUUUACUUUUAGUAAUGCCUCCUAAAAGGCAAGCAGCAGACUCUACCGAGGCUCCUUCGUCCUCCAGCGAUGCUCCAAAGGAAGAGAAAGUUGAGAAAAAAUCAGAUGCUGCGGCGCUGAGCAAACCUGAGGCUCACCCCUCUACAGCCAUCAUGGUGAGAGAAGCACUCAAGGAGCUGGACUCACGUAAAGGCGUGUCGUCACAGGCCAUACAGAGCUACAUCAAACAGAAAUACCCCUCCAUCGAUUCGGUUCGGUUGAAGCACUUGGUCCGUAGAGCUCUGAGGAAGGGGAUCGAGACUGGCACGUUGGUGCGUCCUGCCAACUCCAACUUCACCACAGGCGCAAUGGGAAGAUUCAGGCUUCCACCAAAGGUCAAAGAGGCAAAGAAGGCAAAAACUGAGAACACAGAUCCAAAUGUUCAGAAGGAGCCCAAAACAACCAAGGAUGGAGCUGCAAAGCCCAAAAAAGCAGGUACCAAAAAAGGAGGUAAACAAGGAAAGAAAGAAACAGAGGGCGAGCAAGCUAAGACUAAAGAGGACUCAAAACCUGCUAAAAAGUCCAAGAAAGAUAAGGCACCUGCAUCAAAACCUGCUGCAGCAAAGAAACCGAAAGCUAAAAAAACUUCUGAGAAAGGAGGUGGAGAGGAAGCCUCUGAUUCUACCAAAACCAAAGCAGCAAAGACCAAAGAGACGGCGAAGACUGCAAAGGAGCCAAAGACAGGAAAAGCUUCCCAGAGUAAGGCUGCUAAAGCAGGGAGUGAUGCCCCUGCUCCUAAAGCCCCUGCAGGGAAACGAGGGAAGAAGGCAGCAGAGUAAAGUUAUGGUUCUUAAAUGUUUUAUACUGUUUUGUAUUUGCAAUAAAAUCUUAAUUUGGA
Molecule: messenger RNA, 976 nt
Organism: Cheilinus undulatus (humphead wrasse)
Lineage: Eukaryota; Metazoa; Chordata; Actinopteri; Labriformes; Labridae
Product: protein B4
Exons: 5
Coding region: 114-917 (267 amino acids)
Biological process (GO): nucleosome assembly
Cellular component (GO): nucleosome
Molecular function (GO): structural constituent of chromatin; DNA binding
Source: RefSeq, a predicted model, not a curated record